GCUUAUUGGUCGUCGUGACUUCCAAGGUCGGACAAGUUAUGAAUUAUUAUGAUAACGAAGGUGCAAUUGAGAAAAUUAAAGCAGUUCUAGCGGAAACAAAAACGCCAUAUGCAUUUGGCUCAUGUCAGGAACGAUCUCUCUAUCCAGAAGCUAUACCUCAUCAUCGUCUUGGUAUAACACUGGCACCAAUAAAUGGGAAUGGAUUUGUUGGACCGACAACCUAUGACAUUGAAACUUCAAUGGCUAACAAGUUCAACAAGAAGAUUAUCAGUACUCGUGGGUAUAUAUUGGGAGCUAGAACAGCGCGUAGAAUGAAUAAUCACUUACGUAAUUCAAAUUUUCCAGAUCCUGGAGCUUAUCAAAAUUUUGUGAACAAAUCUUUGUUGGUCAAACUAAAUAAAGUACCAUUUAAUCAGUCCACACGUAGAAUAGAUAAAUCACUAAUCGGUGCAUCAACUGUUGGUGUUGGUACCUAUAAUGUAACUAAACAAUUAGAUCAACAUAUACAAUGGCAAAUGGAUACCAUGUUACAUCCUGUGAAUUUGCCUAAAAUUCAAUACAAUAGUACAAUAUUAAUGAAUACAGAUAAACUUAAUACAACGACUGAAUGUAAACGAUAUCAAAGAAAAUUAGCAUAUUUAAAAUUAUAUUAUAAUUAACAAUUAGCUACCAUUUGAAUGACGAAGGAGAAGAAGAUAAAGGAAACUAGUAAAUGUCAUUCUGUACAGCUAUUCUAUAUAACUAUUGUGUUACCAAGAAUAAAG
Molecule: messenger RNA, 764 nt
Organism: Schistosoma intercalatum
Lineage: Eukaryota; Metazoa; Platyhelminthes; Trematoda; Strigeidida; Schistosomatidae
Source: the annotation of a GenBank genome assembly